Lingula anatina is the source of this 950-nucleotide messenger RNA. Its product is annotated as MYCBP-associated protein. NCBI's taxonomy places the organism in Eukaryota, Metazoa, Brachiopoda, Lingulata, Lingulida, Lingulidae. The record is from RefSeq and is a predicted model, not a curated record.
CAGUUGAUUUACAUACAAAUGGAAUUGGAUCAGGGGCAUUGGGAAUCGAUGAAGUGCACAAGUAAGAGAAGAAAAACAGACUGUUUUUUUAAACAGACCCGGAGCAAGGACAAAUAAAAGAAAUGGUAGAGGACAACAGUUCUGUGUAAGAAUAAAGGGCAAAGGUGUCUGGAGUCGCCCUAUGGUUAGCCUUACAGACAGAUGGUGUUAGACUCGGCCUAUUGAAUAGGUCCCCACUUGGAUACAGGUUCAGUGUGUGUGACUUGUUCAUAUUGACCAACCCAUGGGAUAGAAACCAAGAAGGAGGGGAGCAAAACAGCAAUAUUGUCAACUUCUUUGUGACAACAACAGACCAAAAUGGCAACAAAUCUGUUGCUAAGGUGUUAAUCAUUUUUAGAAAGUUAUUGGAAACUGAAAAGCAAUUUACUGGUGUUCUUAACAUUCAUGAGGAAAUUUUACAACUGAAACAACCCGCCGCCAAAGGGACUACAGACAAGACAUUUUGUAAUAACAAAGUGUAGUAACAACAAUGUCUACAGCUAAGAAGAAGGCCACCAUGCCAGUUGGAGACAAGAAGGGAGGAGAUGGAGCAUCCGAUUCUUCUAAAAGGCCAAGAUCCAAGUCUCCCAACAAAUUGAAGAAACGUAAAGAUGGUGGUACGCCAGAGAAAAGUCAAACACCCAAUCCUGAUGAGGCGUCUGAGGAUAGUGGACCUGCGCAGACCAAGAAUGUCAUCACAGGGGCCGAUGUCCUCAGUUUGGCUAUCAAGGAGGAUGACCUCCUCAAAUUGAGAGAGCCACACCCCCCAGAGACUAAAAAGACUCCUGUUACUCAGCCAGUGGUGGUCAGGAAAAGAAAACCGCAGUCGGAACUGGAUAAACCAACCCCGAGAGUAGUUACAGUGGCCAGACCUGCUCCACCAAAUGCACCCAUCAAGCCUGUUGACACCA